UGUGUACUUUGACGUGGAGUCGAUUGGGGAGCGCUACGGACGGCUACGGAGGGUUCUCACAGACGUCACACCCGAGAGGAGGGCGAGAAACGUGGCAUGAGAGACUUUGCGCUGUGGAAAGCGGCGAAGACGUCCGAGCCAUCCUGGGACUCGCCGUGGGGGCCGGGCCGACCUGGGUGGCACAUCGAGUGCUCGGCCAUCGCUAGCCUGGUGUUUGGGAGCCAGCUCGACAUCCACACGGGAGGCAUCGACCUGGAGUUCCCGCACCAUGAGAAUGAGAUAGCUCAGAGUGAGGCGUAUCACGGCUGCGAGCAGUGGGCCAACUACUUCAUGCACUCCGGACAUCUGCACCUAAAGGGCAGCGAGGAGAAAAUGUCAAAGUCUCUCAAGAACUUUAUCACCGUCAAGGAGUUCCUUCAGAAUAACACGGCCAAUCACUUCCGCAUGUUCUGUCUGAUGUCCAGAUACCGUUCCCCCGUGGAGUACAGCGAGGACAGCGUGCGAGCGGCGGUGGACGUGCUGGACUCGCUGUUCUCGUUCCUGUCGGACGCGCGCGCCUACGUUGCCGGCACUCUGCACACGCGGCCCAUCGACGAGGCUUUCCUCUGGGAGAGGCUGGCGGAGGCACGGACCGCGGUGCGGGCGGCACUGGCUGACGACAUGGAUACACCGCGCGCCAUCAGUGCCCUCAUCACGCUGGUGCAGCACGCGCACAGGCAGAUGCAGACAGCCAGCCCGGUGGUGGGGGCAGUACGGAGCCCCAGCGUGCUGGGCGCAAUCGCUGCGUUCAUCGAGCGGAUGAUGGAGACGUGGGGACUCCAGCUCCAUGACGCACAGCAGGUGGCGGCGGUCGAUGCGGGGCCUCUGGCGGCUGUGCUGGACCACGUGGUGGCAUUCCGCAGUGAGGUGCGCGACUUCGCAUUGGCGGGGGACGUCGUGCAGGAGGAGCGCCGAGGUGCCCGGGCUGAGCGUCGCGCGCUGCUGGACGCGUGCGACCGGCUGCGUGAGCGUCUCGCCUCUUGCGGCAUCGAGCUCAAGGACCGGGGAAACGCAUCCACUUGGAGACACACGGAGACGGGGGUGACUGACAGGGGCGCGGGAGAGUGCGAGUGACCCAAGCAGAGCACGAGCGAGUCUCUGCUGAAUCGCACGGAGCGUGCUUCAACCUUGGUGAAUCCUGGGUCCGGGGUCGGACCUGCGUCCUGGAGCGGAGCCCAGCCCCUCGGCUCAAUUCCGUCAUGGGGGAAGUCUCGAGUGAGACCCGACGAGAGGUCCUCUGCUGGACGAUCACAUGCACUACGGCUAAGAGAGCCGAGGCUUGUUUGCCUUGAGGGUGCCACUCCGGUGCCAAGACAUUGCUUUUGUCGGGGUGCCGAUACUUCAAUUUGUGGCUCCCAAGUCUCAGCAGAGGCGAGGUUGUCAAUUGCUCCAUGGAUGGGCACUGCACUGAGCGUUGCCCAAUUGUAUCACACGAGGCUCAGGUCUUGCCAAGUUUUGACAGGAAAUCCGAUUUUAAACUUUCCCUCCCCCACAUAUUGUGUUUAUUGACCCAGAUUAGUGCCCGAGGAACCGACAAAUGCUUUUAAAAUUUACAGUCUGCCUUGAUUCUCACCCCCUACGUUUUUCUUCACGUUACUUAAUGUCGCUGGGCAUACUGCCUACAGAGCAACAAUUGAACAUUAAACAGAUUACUUUUUUUGCAUUGACAAGGUGGAUUCUAUCCUGGCUCGUGCUGCGGCCGGUAAUUAAAUUCCCCUUCAUGCUGCCAGCCAAACACAUUAGCACGACCUGCUAUGAACGUCUGAAAAAUGUUGACUCUGCUUUCCCUGGAAGGGGGUUUAUAAAGUGGGAUGGACUGAAUACGUCGAAGUGUUGAGUGAUUUCAUUACGGGAAAGCGAGCAGAUGUUCACGUAAUUCUCAAUCUCGUUAGGGAUUGGCGAGGCUGUAAAUACGAUGCAAUCCGUGCAGUGACGCGCACCGCUGUUGCAGCACGUGUUGUUGAUCGUAGUCACGUGUUUGUUAUUAACCUGUUCGUGUGAUGCACGUGGAGCGGUGCUGUCCUGGCUGUGGCAGCCAAAGGCUCUACUUCCCAUGUCUAUUCAUCAGUUAGGUCGCUGGGCUCAAAUAAACACGAAGUUGCUUACAUCAGGUGAAUAACACGAUACCCACAUUGUCCACCAAUGCAGUUAAGGCAAAUGUUAAUAAAAUAAAAUAAUUCAAAAUCCUUUACAAGAACAAUGAUUCAUGGAUGGAUUUUUACCCUCUUAAUGUGUGCAUUGAAUCAUGUAUAAUUUGAUUGGUUCAUAAGAUCCUGAAGCCAUUAUCGAUUGUACAUGUACCACAAUAGCAAAUUGAUGAAUAAAUCAAUGCUACCAUCCAUAUAAAAAAGUAUUGAAUUAGAGGGAUUAAUCCUUAUCCUUGCCAUCAGCUAAAUUUGAGCUAUAUGCAAGUCGCCUCUGCUCCUAGUUACAAAUAUUUUUAACAAACUUAUUUCUUGCAUACA
Lethenteron reissneri (Far Eastern brook lamprey) is the source of this 2504-nucleotide messenger RNA. RefSeq names its product cysteinyl-tRNA synthetase 2, mitochondrial (gene CARS2). Gene Ontology annotation, cellular component: cytoplasm. Gene Ontology annotation, molecular function: cysteine-tRNA ligase activity; ATP binding. Lineage: Eukaryota; Metazoa; Chordata; Hyperoartia; Petromyzontiformes; Petromyzontidae. Gene Ontology annotation, biological process: cysteinyl-tRNA aminoacylation. The record is from RefSeq and is a predicted model, not a curated record.